Molecule: messenger RNA, 171 nt
Organism: Puccinia graminis f. sp. tritici CRL 75-36-700-3
Lineage: Eukaryota; Fungi; Basidiomycota; Pucciniomycetes; Pucciniales; Pucciniaceae
Exons: 1
Coding region: 1-171 (56 amino acids)
Source: RefSeq, a predicted model, not a curated record
AUGUCAAGUUCAGAUGAAGACCCAUUCAGGCUGAGCUGGGGCAAGCGAAACCAGGCCCGGCCCGACCCGGCCCGGCCCACGGCCCGCAUCGACCUCGAGCCGAAACUAUUUCAACUCGAGGUCUGGAGGUCCCCUGCGGCUUGGGAUGAAGAGGAAUCGACCUCGAGCUGA